AUGAUAAAAAAAUAUUUAAAUUUUUUAAAAGAUCAUAAUAAUUUAAUCACUGUAAAAACAAAAAAUAUUGCUUGCAACUUAACUAGAACAUUAAUUUUUGAAUCUAUUGUUCCAUGUAUUUUAUAUUCUAUUCCAAUUAUUAUUAUAAUAAUUUUAUGUAUAACAGGAAGAAAUAAUAACAUUAAAAAUAUUGGAACUUUAACUAUAAGAAUUCUUAUAAUUGGACCACUUUGUAAUUCAUCAAUAUCAAUUUUUGUAAAUAGAAACAACAGGCAAAAUUUGAAAGAAAUUUUAAAUAAUUUAUUAUGUUGUCGAAAUUCAAAAAAUAAUACUGUUAUUCCUGAUAAUAGGUUUACUCAACGAUCAAUUAAAAUUUCACAAUUUCCAGUUUCUAUAGUAAGACAAGAUAGUAGAUUUGCUUUGUUUUAA
Strongyloides ratti is the source of this 429-nucleotide messenger RNA. RefSeq names its product 7TM GPCR, serpentine receptor class r (Str) family-containing protein. The record is from RefSeq and is a predicted model, not a curated record. Lineage: Eukaryota; Metazoa; Nematoda; Chromadorea; Rhabditida; Strongyloididae. The coding region runs from base 1 to 429 and encodes 142 amino acids. The transcript has a single exon.